Messenger RNA from Zingiber officinale, 1322 nucleotides. Its product is annotated as pathogenesis-related genes transcriptional activator PTI6-like. Gene Ontology annotation, molecular function: DNA binding; DNA-binding transcription factor activity. NCBI's taxonomy places the organism in Eukaryota, Viridiplantae, Streptophyta, Magnoliopsida, Zingiberales, Zingiberaceae. The transcript has 2 exons. Gene Ontology annotation, biological process: regulation of DNA-templated transcription. The coding region runs from base 220 to 1185 and encodes 321 amino acids. The record is from RefSeq and is a predicted model, not a curated record.
AAGGUCCUCCUUUUAAAACUCUGUUCUUCCCUGCUCUGCUCCAUAUCUCAUUUUAUCUAUUCUACGCUUCGGCUUCUUGAUGUAUGCUCUGUUCUCGACUGGUUGAAUGAUGAAAUCAGUUUGUGUUCAUGGUAAGGGGAGGGGGAUGAUGACGAGCAAUUGACAAGCAAGUGGAGUUCGUGGGAAGAGGAAGCAGAUCGGGCUGGAUUUCUGGUGUCGAUGAAGAGAGCAGAGGGAAAUAGUGACUCAAGCAAGAGCCUGCCAUCGCGGUGGAAGCGGCGUCAAACAGGGGACUUACAGCGGCGGCGCGUGCUGCGCAUCUUCUCCGCCGACCACGACGCGACUGAUUCUUCCGGCGACGAGGGCGGGUGUCGCCGCCUCCGGCGUUUCGUCCAGGAAGUAAGGAUGGAAGACAGUGGGUGUGCGGCGGAGGGUAGGAAGCGCAAGGCUGAGAAGGGAGGCGGAGGCGCCGCCACGGAAAAGAAGCGGAGGGUUACAGCCGAGGCGGGCAGCGGCGGCGGCAAAGAAGGGGGCGAGCGGAAGUUCCGCGGCGUCCGGAAACGGCCGUGGGGCAAGUAUGCGGCGGAGAUCAGGGAUCCGCAGAAACGGACGCGGCUCUGGCUGGGAACCUUCGACACUGCUGAGGAGGCGGCGAUGAUGUACGACGCCGUCGCCAUCAAACUACGAGGUCCGAAUGCGAUACUCAACUUCCCCAACCUCGCACCCCAGACGAACCUCUCGGAGACCAACCUCACCUCCACAUCCGGCAGGUACGACUCCGGGGAGGAAUCGCGCGACAUCAACUCCCCGACCUCGGUACUACGCAGCUUCUCCUCCUCCUCCUUCUCCUCCUCUUCCUCCUCCUCCUCAACCAAGGUAGAAGAGAAGCACAAACCUCAGACGACGGAACUUGCCGCCAGCCCGCCGCCAUUGGAGCUCUGCGGCUUCCUCCCCUUCAAAGAAGAGGACGCAAUCUUCGACGGCCUUCUUCAGUUCGACACGCCGGAGCCGCUCGGCUUCCUCGACGAAGAGGCGGUCGCUCCCAUCGGCUUCCUGGAGGAGGACUUGAGCGACGCCGUUCUCGGAUCACCGCUCGGUGACUUCGGCCAGCUAUCCAUACGCGAAGAGGAGGCGGCGGCGGCCGACGACCUUUUCGCCGACAUCGGCGACUUGUUCGCGAUCUAAUCCCUCUCCGCCAUCUAACUCGAACACCAAUCCGCUUCGUUUCCAUAGUUCGUCCUUCUAAUUCGGUGCUUUUAUUUGUUUGGUCACCAGAGAAUGUCUCCGUCCGCCUCCCAACGACCGGCGAACGGAGCAAAUUC